Messenger RNA from Trypanosoma rangeli, 546 nucleotides. RefSeq lists its product as uncharacterized. The record is from RefSeq and is a predicted model, not a curated record. The coding region runs from base 1 to 546 and encodes 181 amino acids. The transcript has a single exon. Lineage: Eukaryota; Euglenozoa; Kinetoplastea; Trypanosomatida; Trypanosomatidae.
AUGGACUAUUUCACAUUUCACGGCACUUUACCUUUUGUGUUGGGUAACGGGGGUGCCGUAUGUAUGCGCUUUUGUAGUAUUGUAUAUCUGAUGUUCAACGGUUCUUGUAGAGAAAAUAUUCCGUCAGAGAGCAGCGCUGCAAAUUCGCCCGAGUUAUCUGCUGCGUUUGAUGUACUCUAUUCCCCUACAUCGGAGGCUUGGGAUUACAUUAACAGAAGCGAAGAGGACAACAGUCAUACUGUUGAGGAUGACUCUGGUGACAGCAGUGGCAAAUGUGGCAGCAACCCUGAUGGAGAGGGAAACUCCUUGCAUGCUCAGUUUUCCUUUAUGCCAAUUGUUCGUUCCGUCCUCAGGCAUAUUGAGUUGAUGACUGCUACUCAAAAGCGUCCCAAGGUGUGGACUGGGCGCCGUCGCCAUGGACGGGGCAGGAGCGGUCGGACGACGAGGGAAAGACACGGCUGGCCUCAUCUUGUGGAAUGGGUUUCCAGCGAGAUGGAGACGCUUCUAUCAUGCACCCUGCAUGGCAUCAUUGUCUUCAUGCUGUAG